Molecule: messenger RNA, 211 nt
Organism: Dentiscutata erythropus
Lineage: Eukaryota; Fungi; Glomeromycota; Glomeromycetes; Diversisporales; Gigasporaceae
Source: the annotation of a GenBank genome assembly
UAUUACAAUAUGAUAGAAAAAGACAAAAUCGUAGAUUGAAUAUUGAGAGACAUGGAAAAGAACGUAUGGAAUUAGCAGCACAGAGAAGACAAGAAAGAAUAGCAGUGAAACAGAGAGAUUUACAUAAUAUUCCACAGUUAGAUAGGGAUAGAGAAGUAAUUGAUAAUCGAUUAGAUGUGCAACAGAUAAAUUUAGAUAAUAAUCAAAAUAU